AUCAACGCAAUCUGCAAAAGAGGAGUCGGUUGCCACCUACAAAGGCAAUGAGUUCUUCAGCUAUGACUUAUCUCAGAUGCCCAUCCAGAGCAAACUGGACGAGAUCACUCUGUCCUUCUGCACGCUGCAGAGGAACGGCCUCCUUCUCCACACCGGGAAGUCAGCUGACUAUGUCAACCUAUCCCUGAGGAGCGGCGCUGUGUGGCUUGUCAUCAACCUGGGCUCAGGGGCCUUCGAGGCCCUGGUGGAGCCCACCAACGGCAAGUUCAACGACAAUGCCUGGCACGAAGUGCGCAUUACACGCAACCUGCGCCAGGUGACUGUCUCUGUGGAUGGGAUCUUGUCCACUACCGGCUACACCCAGGAGGACUACACCAUGCUGGGCUCUGAUGACUUCUUCUACAUUGGGGGGAGUCCCAACACGGCUGACCUCCCUGGCUCCCCAGUCAGCAAUAACUUCAUGGGCUGUCUCAAAGACGUGGUUUACAAGAACAAUGAGUUCAGACUGGAGCUGUCUCGUCUGGCUGCAGAGCGGGACCCUCAGGUCAGUGUUCACGGUGACCUGACCUUCCGCUGUGAGGAUGUGGCGGCCCUGGAGCCAGUCACCUUCGACACGCCUGCCUCCUACCUCACCCUGCCCAGGUGGAACACCAAGAAGACCGGCUCCAUCUCCUUUGACUUCCGGACCACGGAGCCCAGCGGCCUGCUGCUGUUCAGCCACGGGGACAGACGUCUGCAGGACCUAGACAGACAGCCGGACAGGCAGGCCAGGGCUCAUUACUUUGCCAUGGAGCUAAUGGACGGCUUUCUCUACCUGGUGAUGGACAUGGGCUCUGGCAGCAUCAAGAUGAAGGCCAGCAACAAGAGGGUCAACGAUGGGGAGUGGUGCCACGUGGACUUCCAGAGGGAGGGGCGUAAGGGCUCCAUCUCGGUGAACAGCCGCAGCACACCAUUCUCUGCGAAUGAAGGCAAUGAGAUCUUAGACCUGGAGGGCGAUAUGUACCUGGGGGGUUUGCCCGAGGCACGCCAGCGCCUCAUCCUCCCCCCAGAAGUCUGGACGGCCCCCCUCAACCUGGGCUACGUGGGCUGCAUGCGGGACCUGUUUAUAGAUGGGCGGAGCCGGGACCUGAGGAGACUGGCAGAGAUCCAGAGUGCCUCUGGAGUCAGCAGCUUCUGCACCAGGGAAACACACAUCAGGUGUGGCAAAGACGUCUGUGGCAACGGUGGGCAGUGCCGUGAGGGCUGGAACCGUCAUGUGUGUGAUUGCACCAGCACGGGCUACCUGGGUCCCAACUGUGAAAGUGAGGCCACGGUGCUGAGCUAUGAUGGCAGCAUGUACCUGAAGGUGACACUGCCAGUCAGCAUGCACACGGAGGCCGAGGACGUGGCGCUACGCUUUAUGUCCCAGAGGGCCUUUGGGCUGCUGUUGGCCACCACCUCCCAGGACUCAGCUGACACCCUGCGUCUGGAGCUGGAAGCGGGCCGGGUCAAACUCACCGUCAACCUGGAUUGUAUCAGGAUAGACUGUAACCUCAGUAAAGGCCCAGAGAUGCUGUUAGCAGGACAGAAGCUGAACGACAAUGAGUGGCACUCAGUGAAGGUGGUACGUCUUGGGAAGAACCUGCAGCUCUCUGUGGACAAUGUGACUGUGGAAGGCCAUAUGGCCGGUGCCCACACCCGCCUGGAGUUCCACAACAUUGAGACUGGCAUCAUGACAGAGAGACGCUUCAUCUCUGUGGUGCCAACCAACUUCAUAGGGCACCUGCAGGCCCUCUCCUUCAAUGGCGUGCCCUACCUGGACCAGUGUAAGAACGGAGACAUCUCCUACUGCGAACUCAACGCUCGCUUCGGCAUGCGCUGCAUCGUGGCUGACCCUGUGACCUUCCACAGCCGGGCCAGCUACCUAGCCUUCUCUACCCUGCAGGCCUACGCCUCCAUGCACCUCUUCUUCCAGUUCAAGACCACCUCCCCCGACGGCCUGCUCCUCUUCAACUCUGGAGACGGCAGUGACUUCAUCAUGGUGGAGCUGGUCAAAGGGUACAUCCAUUAUGUGUUUGACCUGGGUAACGGACCGUCACUCAUGAAGGGCAACUCUGAGAAGCCUCUCAACGACAAUCAGUGGCAUAACGUGGUGGUGUCCCGGGAUGACAACAACGUGCACAUCCUCAAGACCGACUCCCGCACCGUCACCCAGCACUACAACGGAGCCCGUAAACUGGACCUCAAAGGGGAGCUGUAUGUUGGUGGUGUGGGGAAGACCAUGUACAGUAGCCUGCCCAAGCUGAUUGCGUCCCGCGAUGGGUACCAGGGCUGCCUGGCCUCCGUGGACCUGAACGGGAGACUUCCUGACCUGAUGGCAGACGCCCUCCACAGGGUGGGCCAGGUGGAGCGGGGCUGUGAAGGCCCGAGCAGCACCUGUACAGAGGACUCGUGUCAUCACCAGGGGGUGUGUCUCCAGCAGUGGGAGGGCUUCUCCUGUGACUGCACCAUGACCUCCUAUGGAGGAGCAUUCUGCAGCGACCCUGGGACCACGUAUAUCUUUGGGAGAGGAGGAGCCCUCAUCACGUACAUCUGGGCCCCUAAUGAGAGGCCGAGCACCAGAGCUGACCGCCUAGCUGUGGGCUUCAGUACUCAACAGAAAGACGCCAUCUUGGUCCGAGUGGAGAGCACCAGUGGACUGGGAGACUACCUGCAGCUGCACAUAGAACAAGGAAAGAUCGAUGUGAUCUUCAACGUGGGGACAGAUGACAUCACCAUUGGCGAGCCGGCUGUCAUAGUUAGCGAUGGCAAGUACCAUGUUGUGCGCUUCACACGCAGCGGUGGCAACGCCACCCUCCAGGUGGACAACCAACCUGUCAUCGAACGCUACCCGCCAGGACGACAGCUGACCAUCUUCAACAGCCAAGCAGCGAUAAAGAUCGGGGGUCAGGAUAAGGGCCGGCCGUUCCAGGGCCAGAUCUCUGGUCUCUACUAUAACGGCCUGCAGGUGCUUAAGCUGGCGGCAGAGAGUGACCCCAGUGUCCAGGCUGAGGGGAACCUGAGACUGGUGGGAGACUCACUGUCAGUGCUGACCACUGAGACCACCUCCACCACCCCACUGGCUGUCUCCGACAUGUCCACCACCAUCAUGGAGACCACCACCACCAUGGCCACCACCACCACCCGCAGGCAACGCUCCCCCAGCAUGAGGGAGAGCAUCUCCCAGUCUCAGAACUCGGAUGACAUCUUGGUGGCGUCUGCUGAGUGUCCCAGUGAUGACGAGGAUCUGGAGGAGUGUGAGCCUGGAACAGGAGGUGAAUUAGUGUUGCCUAUAAUAACAGUGGAUUCCUUUGAGCCCCCAUCCAUCGCCACCCGCCACCCUGCUUUCCCCCCUCCUCCUACCUCCCUGUCCCCACUUGAGACCACCAAAGAGUCCCUGAUGCUGUCCAACCCUCACCCUCCCUGCCCCUCGGACCAGGAGGACUGCGGUGACCCUGUGGAGGUCUCAGCCUUUGGUUCGGGGGAGUUGACGGAAUCAGAUGACGAGGACUUUUACAAAAACUCCCCCCUGGUCACUGACAGGACGGUCCUGCCUCCUCCUCCCCCUGCCGCUGGUGAAGGCCGGGCCCAGAAACCCCAUAAUCCCCGCCCCCCUCCUUCUGCUCCCACCACCAACCCUGACCAGCUCCACAUCCCCGCGGGCAAAAUGAACACCCGUGACCAGGUGCUUCUGCCCCCCGUCCCUCCAUCAUCUCGGAAUACACCAGGACUAACUUACCCCCCCAAUUUCCCCCAUGUGCCCACAGCCAACCCUACAGCCCCUGGUGAGAAGAUCAUAUAUCCCGGCCUGGUGGAUAGGAUCGGGGAGUCCAGUAGCACCACAGGGAUGGUGGUUGGCAUUGUGGCAGCUGCUGCCCUCUGCAUUCUCAUCCUCCUCUACGCCAUGUACAAGUACCGCAACCGUGACGAGAGCUCCUACCGGACGGACCAGGGACACAGCUUCAUCAACAACCCAGUUGCUGAGGGCAACGGGGCCAUGGUCAAGCUAGAGAAGACACCAAGUAUAACGGCUACAGUAGCCAAGGCUGUCACCAAGGGCAACAAGAACAAACAAAAAGAGUAUUACGUCUGAGAGAGGGAAGAAGAGAGAAGGAGAGCGAGAGAGAGAUAGGCUAGAGGAAAAUCAUGGAAAGGGGGUUCUCCCAAUUAAAAUUCCACAUUAUCCACUAGAUAAACAUCCAAAGUUUAGGGGGUAAUUGUUACAUUUGUGCCACAAAAACUAACAAAAAAAACUACUUGCCAUCAGUAUUUUCACAGUUCCAGGUAAAUUAUAUAUUUUGCAUUUCUAUCACAUACCAAGUACUGUAUUGGUUAACAUACAAUUUCAUACUGGAUUAGAAGCCUAUCCAUUUGCUGUCUUUGUAUAUAGCACCCCACCUAUCAACUGUAUGGUUAUGGUUCACGGUGAAAACUAAGCUGAGACCAUUGUACUAUAGAAAAGACCAUUGUACUAUAGAAACAGAUUUGCAUGAAUGUCAGUUCUCAAGAAUCUCAAGUCUCUCUGUCUUCUAAUAACGUCAGAGGUAUCGGUGUGUACCGAUUGGUCAUUAUGGUAAAUAACAACAGAGCAACCCAAUUAGCGUUUACUAGAAUAAACAAAAGCCAUACCCAUACUUGGCGACUGAGUGACCCACCUUCUCAGCAGACUAGUCUACCCCAUUUUGUGUUAUCCCGUGUUAACAACUUUCCACUCAGUCUAUCUCUCUGGUUGUCCACGGUGAAAUGUUGAUGGUUGAAUAUCAUUGAACCAUGUUUUAAUAAGUAUGUAUUUCUGUCCACAUGGAAAAUACAGGUUUUCAAAAGUAAUAUACAAUUCACAGCCAACAACCCCUCUAUCUGGAUGAAUGAGAUGAGCCAGAUUCUCUGAUCUCUGUGUGAGAAGAGAUCUACAGAGAUCUACAGUGUGUCAUUCCAUCCAGGAGGAAGUUCCUCAAAAUGCUACUGUAGCAAAGACAUUGCUCUGUAAACAUUUUUGUAUGUAAAGACGUCUUGGGAUUGAAAAAGCUUUGCUCGUUUGUUCUCUGGAGUACAUAGACUAACAGACAUGAAAAAUACACUUCAUGUGAGCGAUGUUCUGCCUCCACGGUUACCACUGUCAACACUCCAGCCAGAUCCCCCCAUGAGGAGAAGUAGAGAGUGAAUAUGAAAGGGAGCUUCAGGACAACAGAUUCACUUUUGAAUAACUUUUUCUAGUGGUUCCUGGGGAGGGGGAGAUGCCCAACCUUGUGUCAAGAGGCUGGCUUUCCCUUCCUUCUUCAAUAUUGACACAAAAACUGGAAAGGCACAAACAGUAGAAACAUAUCUUUGAGGGAUAAACAAGUGUUUCCUUAGAAAGCAAAUUGAACAUGUAUUCUGGUUUUUAUAUCCAUGAAUAAAAUACUAUUCUGCGAGACACAUUAUUGAAGGUUUGUGAAUUGUAUAGCUAUUUCUCAGAUAUUCCGGUGUUUCUCUUGUUAGCAUUCCUCUUCAACAAAAUAAGGAGUUCAGUUGUUUAUGUUGCCUUUUAUAAUCAGAUACAGAUUUGUCUAUGAUGAGACAACAUUGUCUGACUGCAGAAACCCAUAUUCAGCAUUUUCUUUUUCAAUGUUGAAUGGCAUUACAUUUCCGUUAAGGACUGGUUAGUGAUUGUAUGUAAAAGUUUCAAGAGAAAACACAAAGGAUGAUGUGUACUUUAUUUUUUUCUUGGUUCUUCAUUUUAUGUACAUUGAAAAACAUGUCUCACUUUGUCUGUCGUGUUGACAUUCUCUCCGUUGUAUUAUGUUCAUAUUUUCCAUUUCUGGGAUUUCCUCUUAUUAUUUUAUGAAGUGCCAUUUAACACUGCUCCAGAGUAUAUUCCUGUCCUCACUCAAUGAUAUUGUAAAGUGUUCCUGUGAAAUGAAUCUUAAUAUGUGUACAGUACAUUGACAGAGGGGAAAUACACUUGGUAAUAUACUUUGUAUA
Oncorhynchus kisutch (coho salmon) is the source of this 5979-nucleotide messenger RNA. Its product is annotated as neurexin-2. NCBI's taxonomy places the organism in Eukaryota, Metazoa, Chordata, Actinopteri, Salmoniformes, Salmonidae. The coding region runs from base 77 to 4111 and encodes 1344 amino acids. The transcript has 17 exons. The record is from RefSeq and is a predicted model, not a curated record.